UAGUGUAGGUGUGGCCGUGGUGGAGGUGUGGCUCGCUCUCCAGCCUCCAAGCCCCUCACUUCCUCCUCGUCCUUGUGGUUGUAAUGCCGCGGUGUUGGAGGAUGACCAGUUCCCGUGCCGCACCAGAGGCCUCAGCUCAGACGUUCCCGCAGCCGAAGGUCAACCCCAGUGAGCCGCAAGUACGAGGUAGGUGCUCGUGGACACCAGCAGAGGACGCUAAGGACUCACCAGUGAUGGGCAAGAACCUUCUGACGGCUCCUGGGGGCGUGGACGUCCUUAGUGUGACAGGUAAGGACGCCAAGAUGCCCUCCAAGAACAAGGACGUUCUGUACCGUCCAUUAAUGUUGAUUAGGCUGACACUCCGGCUGCUAGGUAUCGUCCCCUACACCUACAGCAGAACCCUACAGGAGUACGUCUUAGCCUGGCGUAGCGUCGCGGCCCUCCACACUCUCCUGGUCUUCGCCUGGCUCACCGCCCUCCUCAUCACCACCUCCGUCGGCCUCGUCAGGAUGUUCCUCAGAUCACAGUUCCUGGAUAAGUCAUCAGAGAGCCAUGAGACAGAGCUCCUAGGUGUAGUAAUCAUCGUCGGGUGUCUACUGAACGCCUGGGUGGAAGUCCUAAAUGUAGUCCUUUAUGGCCAUCCUAUCUGUAAAUUCCUCAACCAAUGGAAGGUCCUAGUGGCUGAGACGUCCCUAGACCCGACGAAGGGGCUGAGGGUCUCGUCCAUCGUCCACGCUCUAUUUCUCUACGCCUUCGUGAUAGCGGUUUUGGUGGUGGCCGUCAUAGGACCUCCAGAUAAACUAAUGGACAUAGUCGACCUUUUAGCCCAAGUGCUGUUUAUGGUGUCUCCUGAGUGGCUGAGGCAGGGAACUCCGAGUGUCCAGGUAGUACGAGUGGUGGUGGGUGUUGUUGUGGGUCACCUCUAUAUGGUGUAUAAAGGAUCGCUCUUUCUUCUCGUCUCAAUCUGUCAAAUGUUGUAUAAUGUUUUCAACUGUUGGAGGCAUCAGUUGACAAGUACACUAGAGGCUGCUUGGACCAAUGGGGAAGCGGUACACACGAAUCAUGGACCGGUACACACGAAUCAUAGACCGGUACACACGAAUCAUGGACCGGUACACACGGGCCAGGUGGUAGAGAUGUCCCAACUGGUACAGAGCCACUGGCAGAUGGUACAGAUGGUCCGUGAGACAGAAACCAUCUUCUCUUCUACACUACAAUGUUUUUAUGCUACACAGGUAGUGACGCUGUGCUUGGAAUUGUACCUCAUCGCGUACCGUAUCGGCAUAGGUGCGGGGUACCAUGGACAAGAGGCUGUGUGGCAGACCCUAAUUAUGGUCCAGACUUGCAUAGUGUUCUUCCUCGUGUCGCUCAAAGCCAGUAGAGUGGGUGAAGAGGCCGAGACGAGCGUGGAUGUACUUAGACGCGGCCUACCCUACACUGCCUCAGAUAAGGACAAGUUCCAUUUCCGAGAGUUGACGGUGGCGCUGACGUCGUCUCCUGUGUGUAUAACUGGUGGUCGCUUCUUCACUAUCAACAGACCUUUCAUUAUUACGGUGGUGGGAGCUGUAUUGUCAUAUUUCAUAAUAGUUCUUCAGCUGAAAUUACCAUCCGUGUCACAAGAGAGAGCCCUGCUAGCUGCUGACAACAGUACUGGGGUCUAGCUGUUGUCAACGGUACUGUAGUCUGCCUGUUGCCAACGGUACUUUGAUCAAGAACCCGUGAGAGAGAGAGAGAGAGAGAGAGAGAGAGAGAGAAUAAACAGACGAGAUGCGACAGAAAGGCACAGAUAUAACAUAUGUCAUAGUCACCCCUCAAAGAUGCAUCGCACCAAAGAAAACUUUAACCGCUAACUUAAGUAAAACAUUAAAUAUACACUUUUGCACUUUAUACUUAAUUGGGAGUGUAAAGUGUACCAGUUAAUAUUAGUGUUUAUUCUAAGUAUUUUUAAGUAAUUAGUCUUACAAUGGCAAAUCUAAAUGUGUAUGUGUUUGUAGUUAUUAAAGUAAAAGGAUUAUACAUUAUUGGAACAUAUUGGUAUCGUCUUAUAUUCACUUGUCCCUCCAAAAAUAUUCAUAGUCUUAUAUAAAAUAGUAAAUAUCUUUCUUGUUUGUGAAAUAAAAAUGUUAAAAUGUUUAUCGUCAAUAAGUUUAUUAUAAAAAUGUGA
Messenger RNA from Homarus americanus (American lobster), 2164 nucleotides. RefSeq lists its product as uncharacterized. The coding region runs from base 84 to 1661 and encodes 525 amino acids. The record is from RefSeq and is a predicted model, not a curated record. NCBI's taxonomy places the organism in Eukaryota, Metazoa, Arthropoda, Malacostraca, Decapoda, Nephropidae. Gene Ontology annotation, cellular component: membrane. Gene Ontology annotation, biological process: sensory perception of taste. The transcript is spliced from 7 exons.